AUGAAGCGGCCCAGGGAGCCGAGCGGCUCCGACAGCGAGUCCGACGGACCCAUCGACGUGGGCCGCGAGGGCGAGCUGAGAUGGCCAGGCCGCUGUCCACCCCCAGCCCUUCGCAGAUGCAAGCCAGGAAGAAACGCAGAGGGAUCAUAGAGAAACGGCGCCGCGACCGCAUCAACAGCAGCCUGUCUGAAUUGCGGCGUUUGGUCCCCACUGCCUUCGAGAAGCAGGGCUCCUCCAAGCUGGAGAAAGCCGAGGUCCUGCAGAUGACGGUGGAUCACUUGAAAAUGCUCCACGCCACUGGUGGCGCAGGAUUCUUUGACGCCCGAGCCCUGGCAGUCGACUUCCGGAGCAUUGGUUUUCGGGAGUGCCUCACCGAGGUCAUCAGGUACCUGGGGGUCCUGGAAGGGCCCAGCAGCCGUGCAGACCCUGUGCGGAUUCGCCUUCUCUCCCACCUCAACAGCUAUGCAGCUGAGAUGGAGCCUUCGCCCACGCCCGCCGGCCCCCUGGCCUUCCCUGCCUGGCCCUGGUCCUUCUUUCAUAGCUGUCCAGGGCUGUCAGCCCCAAGCAGCCAGCUAGCCAUCCUAGGAAGAGUGCCCGGCCCCGUCCUCCCCAGCGCCUCCUCACUUGCUUACCCCAUCCCAGCCCUCCGAACCGCUCCCUUGCGCAGAGCCACUGGUACCAUCCUGCCGACUCGGAGGAAUCUGCUGCCCAAUCGAGGGUCAUCUACUACUCGGAGGGCCCGCCCCCCGGAGAGGCCAGCUGCCCCCCUGCCCGUGGCCCCCAGUGGCAGGGCUCCCAGGAGCAGCCACAUGGCACCUCUCCUGCCGUCUUCUUCCCCAACCCCCCCUGGCGUUGUGGGGUCCCCUGCUUAUGCGGCUGUUCCUGCACCCAGGCCUUCUUCCCUGGGGCCAGCUGGGAGACCAGCAGGAGCUGUGCUCUGCCACUCCUGGGUCUCUGAAAUCACUGAGGUUGGGGCUUUCUGAGCUGGGUUUCCCCCCAGGAGUGAGGAGAGUUCUUGUUCCAGGAGCUCUAAAAACGACGCUGCCUUUUCUGCUCUGCUUCCUGGACUGGCUCAUACAUGAACGUGUCUUCUUCACCCGUCAAAGGCCCCCUCCUCCUUUGGUCCAUCUCCCCUCCUCACUACCCGUCCCAGCUUGUCCAGCCAGCUCUCCUGGAACUGUUCUGAUCUCAGAGGCUUGGUCUCAUUUCUUACCUGGACAGAUGAGUCCUGGGAGAGCUCUUAAGAGCUGUGCCCAGACCCCUCUCCUGCCCCAGCACACAGGGAGCAGUAGGCAUGAAUCUCGGGUCUGGGAACAAAGCUUUAACCUAAAAGGCACAAUGGCCUAAGGCAGGCUGCUUCCCUAGAGAGAUCAGACCCCAGCCAGGAGCAAUGACUGACGGGUUACAGCCUUCCCAGGGCCAUGGGGCCGGAACAUAGUGUCUGCCUUGCUUCCUGAGACAGUAACUGAGCAACGGCCACAAAGAGGUCUCCUGGGAAUCCUGUCUGCCCUGCCCACCUGCUUUCGGCCCACCCCAUCGCAGUGAA
Molecule: messenger RNA, 1546 nt
Organism: Ceratotherium simum simum (southern white rhinoceros)
Lineage: Eukaryota; Metazoa; Chordata; Mammalia; Perissodactyla; Rhinocerotidae
Gene: HEYL
Product: hes related family bHLH transcription factor with YRPW motif like
Biological process (GO): regulation of DNA-templated transcription
Molecular function (GO): DNA binding; protein dimerization activity
Source: RefSeq, a predicted model, not a curated record